Molecule: messenger RNA, 1086 nt
Organism: Naegleria lovaniensis
Lineage: Eukaryota; Heterolobosea; Eutetramitea; Acrasida; Naegleriidae
Exons: 1
Coding region: 1-1086 (361 amino acids)
Source: RefSeq, a predicted model, not a curated record
AUGGGAAGUGCAUCCUCCUCAUCGUUUCUUAGUGAAUGCAGUUGUCGGGAGAGGGUUCCAAAUAUUGAUGAUCUACAUUGGAGUGAGUAUAGUAGAUUGUGCGCUUUCUGCAGAAGAGAGAUUGCACGAAGAAAGCUUCUCUCCAAUUAUUCGUGCUUUGAGAACUCAAAACGAAGAGCUUCCACUGGAUCUUCUCCUCCCAAGACAUUAACCUUGAUUUCAAGAUCGAACGAAGCAACCGCCGCAUAUUCUUCUAUUACCUCACCCACCCUUAAUGUAUCAAAUUCAGCACCCUCUUCCCAUGUAAUAUCAUCAUCAUCAACCGCUCCAAUUUCUUCCAUACAACAUGAAGUAAUUCAUGAAUUGAAAGAUCAAAUUCCCGAUACUUUGUUUUCUUCCUCCACUUCGCAUACCAACACCAACACACGUCAAUACCUUACACCCACAUAUCAAUCUCCCUUAUUUAAAAAAACAAAUCCGAAAAAACAGCUAAAAUGUUCCUCAUCAUUGUUAACCGUUGAAAUGAAAGCUGUCGACGAAAGAGAUUCUUUGCAUUCAAGCAUGAACGCUGCAACACGUACGUCUUCAUCAGCCAUUGGUACAGAUGCUCUGAGGAUUGGAGCAUCUCCUUAUUUGAAAAAAGAAAAUGCAACACCUCAUUCACAACCAUUGAGGAAUCGAGCCACUCUUCAAGCCACCCAAACGGUUCCCGUUGUGAGAAAGAGAAACACAGUCUUGCAACGAGAAGAAUUCUCCUUACCAACAUCACUUCAUGUAAAACAACCUCGUGACAUGAGAAAGUUCUUGAGCCCGUUGCAAAGACUUCAUUCCUCCCCUCCAAACAACAUCAACUUUUUAGACUCACCAGAAAAGAGUCCAGGAACACCACCGAAAAUAACCUUGAAUUUGGGAUCUGCAUUUCCAAACCACGGACGUUCAGAUUUACCUAUCUAUGUCAUUCCUCCACAAUCUCCACCAAGAGAAUGUUGCUCGAGCCAUCAUUCCAAGAAAAUUCAAGACCAUUUAACUCAACUCAAACAGAAAGCACAAAAAAAGAAAUUGAAAAGGACCCUUGUUUUCAAUUAG